AUGCAGGAGAACUAUGAGACCUCGCUGGGUGACGGGAUGGUGAGUGAGAACAGGGAGAUGACAUCUCAGCAGGAAGAGGCUGAGGGAGUGGAAGCACAUAGGGGAUUAUCACAAAGAUCUAAAAGGAAUGCGUCCAUGUGUCAUGAGCCAGGAAAAACCUGUGAGACUCAGCGCAGGCCAGGGAUGCAGCAGGGCAAUCAGUCAGGGGAGAAAGCUGGUGGAUCCAUUCAUUGUGAGGGAAUCCACAAGGACCUCAAGGAAUCCACAGCCCAGCAGAGAAUCGUCAUGGGAGAGAGAAAAAACACAUGCACUGAGCAUGGGGAAAACUUCAUUAAUCACUCAGUCCUUAUUACCCAUGAGAGAAUCCUCACUAAAGAGAGACUCUAUGAAUGCUGUGAGUGCGAGAAAACUUUCACUCAGCGCUCACACCUUCUUAGACAUCAGAGAAACCAUACAGGAGAGAAGCCCUAUGAGUGCUGUGAGUGCGGGAAAAGCUUCAGUCAGAGUUCAGACCUUAUCAGACACCAGCAAAGUCAUGUGGGAGAGAGACCGUACGAAUGCUGUGACUGUGGGAAAAGCUUUAUUUACUGCUCAGACCUCAUUAGAUACCAGAGAAUCCACACAGGCCUGAGACCCUACAAAUGUGGCGAGUGUGGGAAAAACUUCGGUGACCACUCAGACCUUCUUACGCAUCAGACAAUCCACACGGGAGAGAGACCCUAUGAAUGCUGUGAGUGUGGGAAAACCUUCAUGCGGCGUUCACGCCUUGUUAGGCACCAGAGAAGCCACACAGGGGAAAAACCCUAUGAAUGCUAUGAGUGCGGGAAAAGCUUUGCUGUCAGUUCAGCCCUUAUUAAUCAUCAGAGAAUUCACACGGGAGAGAGACCCUACGAAUGCUGUGAGUGCAGGAAAACCUUCAUUGAUAGCUCAGCCUUUAGUAAACAUCAGAGGAUCCACAAAGAAGAGAGACCCUAUGAGUGCUGUGAGUGUGGGAAAAGCUUCAGCAUGAGCUCAGCCCUGGUUAGACAUCAGAGGAUCCACACGGGAGAGAGACCUUCCUACGUAUGCUGUGAGUGCGGGAAAACCUUCAUUCGCCGGGCUCACCUUAGUACACAUCAGAGGAUCCACACAGGUGAGAAACGCUAUGAAUGCUGUGAGUGUGGGAAAAGCUUCACUGAUCUCUCAUCCCUUAUCUCUCACCAGAGAGUCCACACGGGAGAGAAACCCUAUGAAUGCUGGGAGUGCGGGAAAAGCUUCUCUCAGAGCUCAACCCUCAUGACACAUUACAGAAUUCACACAGGACAAAGACCCUACGAAUGCUGUGAAUGCGGAAAAACCUUCACUCAGAGCUCACACCUUACAAUACAUCAGAAAAUACACACGGGAGAGAAACCCUAUGUAUGCUGUGAGUGUAGGAAAAGCUUCUCUCUGAGGUCGCACCUCAUUCGGCAUCAGAGAAUCCACACAGGAGAGAAACCCUUUGAAUGCUGUGAGUGUGGGAAAAACUUCACUCUGCAUUCAGACCUUACCACGCAUCAGAGAAUCCACACGGGAGAGAGACCCUAUGAAUGCUGUGAAUGCGGGAAACGCUUCACUCGGAGCUCAGCCCUGACUAGACAUCACAGAAUCCACACAGGAGACAGACCCUAUGAAUGCAGUGAGUGCGGGAAAAGCUUCAGUCGGAGCUCAGCCCUGACUAGACAUCACAGAAUCCACACAGGAGACAGACCCUAUGAAUGCUGUGAGUGUGGGAAAAGCUUCACUCAGAGCUCAGCCCUUAUCUAUCAUCAUAGAAUCUGCAAGGGAGCUAAACACCAUGAAAAUCUCCUAAAAUGUCUUUCUCUAACCACGUGUUGUGACAGGCUGCGGUUUCCUUUCAGCCAGGGCUCCCCUGACCCUUUCCUGCUGCCCAAGUUCAGUUCUUCAAGAGGAGUUGAUAUGAGCACAGAGAAAAGGGGGAGGUUGCUAGUUUCCAAACCUGAUGUGAUCUCCCAGCUGGAAGAAAGGAAAGAGCCCUGGGUCCCAGACCUCCUGGGUUCAGAGAAAAGGGAGAUCCUGAGAGGUCCCUGCACAGCAGGUGAUGCGAUGGUGCGUGAAAAUGAGGAGCAGAAUUCUCAGCAGGAAGAUCCUGAGCAAGUGGAAUCACACAGCGCAUUAUCGCAAAGCUCCAAAGGGAAUGUGUCCAGGAGUCACGAGCAGGGAACAGCCCUUGAGAUUCAGCACAGAGCAGAGAGGGAGCAGGGAAACCAGCCAGGAGAGAAAAUGGGAAAAUUAAUUUACUGUUGGGGAACUCACAAGGACUUGAAGGACACCACAGCCCAGCAGGAAAUCCUCAGGGGGAAGAGAAAAACUACAUGCCCUGAGUGUGGGAAAAGCUUUAGUCACUGCUCAUCCCUUAUCAGACAUCAGAGAAUUCACACAGGGGAAAGACCCUAUGAAUGCUGUGAGUGCGGGAAAAGCUUCACUAACAACUCAAGCCUUAUUACGCACCAGAGAAUCCACACCGGGGAAAGACCCUAUGAAUGCAGGGAGUGUGGGAAAAGCUUCACUGACAGCUCACAUCUUACUAAGCAUCACAAAGUCCACACUGGGCAGGGACUCUAUGAAUGCGGUGAGUGUGGGAAGAGCUUCACGGAUAGCUCGGCCCUUCUGAAACAUCACAGAAUCCACACGGGCGAGAGACCCUACGUAUGCUGUGAGUGUCAGAAAGCCUUCAGUCAGAGCUUUGAGCUUACUAGACAUCAGAGAAUCCACACGGGGGAGAGACCUUAUGGAUGCUGCGAGUGCGGGAAAAGCUUCAUUCAGCACUCACACCUCAUUAGGCAUCAGAGAAACCACACGGGUGAGAGACCCUAUAAAUGCGGUGAGUGCGGGAAGAGCUUCACUCAGAGCUCAGACCUGAUUAUACAUCAAAGAAUGCACACGGGGGAGAGACCUUACGUAUGCUGCGAGUGUGGGAAAACCUUCAUUCAGCAUUCACACCUCAUUAGGCAUCAGAGAAACCACACGGGUGAGAAACCCUAUGAGUGCUGCGAGUGUGAGAAGACCUUCAUUCAGUUGUCAGAACUUACUCGACAUGAAAGAAUCCACACAGGAGAGAAGCCCUAUGAAUGCCAUGAGUGUGGGACAAGGUUCACGCAGAGCUCAUCCCUUAAAUGUCAUCAGAGAAUCUGCAAGGGAGAUAAACCCCAUAAAAACCUCACAGGCUAGCCAGACAUUUUCAUCUCUAAUACUUUUGCUGAUUUCCAUGUAGUAACCUUUAAGGCUGUUUGAACCGUUUGCACCACCAUUAUCCCUCAGCUUGUCGAGAUGAGUUGCCCAUUUUUGCCAUUUUGCAUUUCCCCGUUUUGGAGUGGACCCCGUUGUCCUGGCUAUCAACUCCAUUGUCCCAGGAGUAAUGGGAGUGGAUCCCUUCUUCCAGGAAACAAGGAGCAUCACGUUUAUACCGUUCCUCCUAUUGCAAAGUAAUUGUUAGGGUCAUCAGUGAUUGAUUGUUUCAUUCUCAGUUGUUCUCACGUUGCUCUGGAUUGUGGUGGAGAGCAGUUAUUUUUUGACCUUUUUUUCAUUAUAUUUAAAUGAGGAGCAGUGGCAGGGAAAAAAGUGUCAUUUCAGCCUCGGUGACACUGGAAGGAGAUGGGGCGACUCACAGAGAUUCCUUCCUUCCUUCCCCAUCACUCCAGAAAUGUUCACACCUCUCUGAGCCAUGCAGAGUUUAUCUUCUUCACAUUCCAUCCCUCUACUUCUCAAAGUGUCAUGUGAUGCAGUGUUCUCAGCUGUCUGUGCUUGGAGAUGAUGCUUUGACUUCUUUAAUCCUAUAUCAGAGUCGCUAUGGCUGGAGAUGAAGGUGUCAAAGACGUGGAAGGGGAAUUCAAAUGGAUCCCAACACAGUGAGAUCAUUUCCAGUUUAAAUCCCAGUUUCCAACUAUUGGCCAAGCCACUUGGGGGAAGGUUGGCUGUAUUUUCCUCAUUAUGAGGAUGCUAAAAUGCUAAAACUUUAGUAAAUUACAUAACUCGACAGUGCCGAAUGAAGCAGGUUUGAAUGGCUCAGAGGAGAAUGUGGUGGGAGAAUCUCUUGUCCCAAUUCUGAGUUAUUAGACAUAACCUGCUCUGAAAUUUCACUCAGCACUUUCACUGUCAUGUAUUCUGUCUCUCUGUGAUGUGGGUUUCUAUCUUUCCUGAAAAGUUGUUUGGUCGCCCAAUUGGAUAGUAGUUUACUUUGAUGGGACGUAGCUCAGAUUUAUUGGAGACUUGGAGACAAAUGACCAGUUGCUAAAGUCAUUACUUCUCACUUCCGCGCUGCUUUUCCCCCACCCUCCAUGAUGACGUGGAGAAAGUUCAAGUGCAGUUCACUCAACAGGAGAGAACUCUCCAAUUUACUGGACAUGCUAACAAAGCAGCAGCAGUGAUUUAAAAUCUCCACUGGGAAAUGGUGAACAGCAGAACCCCAACUAACUGAAGCAAGUGCAGAUGAUCACAGUGGAGUUCAGUUUAAGCCAGCAGUUCUCAAACUUCAUUGCACCGUGACCCCCGUCUGACAACAAAAAUUAAUCCCCGGUGGAAGCAGUGCGGAGUGGAUGAAGCCACACCUGAGUCCUGCUGUGUGUUUGGCGGGGGGGCUGAAGCUGCAGAAAAAUAUCUAUUUUUGACUAGAAACUCCUAACUUACCGAGAUUCUGGUCCAGGCCUGUAGCUAGUUCCUAGCCUUGACCCGUGCCACCAAGUUAAAGAAACACUGGGCAUGUUUGGGGAAGCCGUUCCGCACUAGCACGGCUGAGAUUUUUGAGUGGUUUGGUAAAGGGUUCUGCUUCAGAGACAUGUAAAUUUACUAUAACCCAGGCCAAUGAUUUAGAAAGGAGGAGGGUGGAAAUAGUACUUACCCAGUUCUUGGUUUUCACCCAGUAAGGGAAACUGGUGACCCAUGGCCCAAGGAAAAUUCUUUGUAGAACACCACUUCCUAGUUAAGUGUCACGCUUACGGUCCCAAAGGAUCCCAGGGUUCAAUUGAGAACAAUCAUCUUUCACUGUUUGAAUCCAGAGUUUCAGGAGGCAAAUAGAGAGAGAGUCCUUCCGAGGACAUUCCUUCCCUGUGAAUCCCAAACGGGCGGCCACUGCCAUGCUGUGGAAAUGAUGGUAAGCAAUGAGGGAGUGAAUGGGUCAGGCUCCAGUUGCAGGAUACACAAAUGUUAAGAGUUCUGAUCUAUGCUUUUGCGUCUUAGGCCUCAUGUACACUCAAAUGCUACAUCGGCACAGCUGCACCACUGCAGCGCUUUAAUGACCAACCUAUACUGUGAAGGGGGAGAGCUCUCUCGUCAGCUUAGGUAAUGCACCUCCCACAGUGCUGUCUACAGGGGGUGACAUUGUGUACCUCAGAGUAGCACCCCUGUCUCAUGACGGACGUGUUUUGUGCAGUGCAGGCCUGUGAGGUAGCAUUUUCAAAGUCUAGCUCUGUUGAACCCUAAUACCUUGUUGAAUUGUAGGUACGAUCCUUGUAUGUGAAGUUGUGCUGUGUGUGUUACUGAAAUACGCUGUGAGGCUGGGAAACGCCAAGAGCCAACCUUUCUGCUGCAACAAAGGAGAAGCUAUCGCUGGCCAGACAGGCACUGAUGGCUCAUCAAGAAGAAUCCACUCUCCCAGAGGCUCCUUAGAGAGGGAACAUAUGCAGUGGGGACAGCCGAACCCAGGGGUCCGCAGCCUUUCAGAAGUGGGGUGCCGAGUCUUCACUUAUUCACUUUAACUUAAGGUUUCGCAUGCCGGUAAUAC
This is a messenger RNA of Chelonoidis abingdonii (Abingdon island giant tortoise), 5758 nucleotides long. The record is from RefSeq and is a predicted model, not a curated record. NCBI's taxonomy places the organism in Eukaryota, Metazoa, Chordata, Testudines, Testudinidae.